AAAUAAAAAUGCUGCAACAAGUCAAAUAUAAAGAGUCGAUAUUCCGUGUAUUUAUGUAUGGCGACUACGAAUUUCUGUGUGCAAUGUAUGGUAUAACUGGUGCAAAUGGGCGUCACAGCUGUUUGUUUUGCAACAUUACCUCAAAACUAAUGAACAUCCCAGUGUUUACUCGCAAGAAAUUUAAGAAAAGGUCACUGGCGACACUUGAAGAAAAUUUAGCAGAUUUCCGUGAAAGUGGUGGGAGCCCUAAAAAUGCGAAAGAAUUUUAUAAUGUCAUUGACAACAUAUUUUUUGACAUACCUAUUGAUCAAGUCUGUAUUCCUGGUCUUCAUAUUUCCUUGGGUGUAUAUCAAAAGAUGUUUAAAAUGUUUGAGUCUUCUUGCCAAGACUAUGAUGUAAAAAUAGCUCUGCUGUUGGCAACAGAAGACAAUGAACUGGAUUCAGAUUAUGGUGACUACAUCGAAGUCCUUAAAGAAACAAAUGACUUGCAGCAAAAGCUGGAAGAUGAAAAAGCCAAAUUAGCAAACCAGCAAGAUCAGUUAAACUGGCUUGUAAUAUCUGGUGGCUUACAACGAAAUAUACUGACGUACGAGAAAAGUAUAAUAAAAACUGAGAAGAAAAUCACAGAAUUAGAAUUAGAAAUCUCAACCUUGGGAAACAACAAAAGAAUUUUAGUGGGUGUUGGUCCUUGUGCUUCUUCAAUAGAUAAAACGCUGCAAAAAAUGGGUGUUGAACGUCAGGCCUACCAUGGCCAAAGUUUUAUCGGCAACCAUGUACAUAAAUUGCUAAAGAAAGAAAACAUCCAAAAUUUAACAUCCAGCAUUAAAGAGAUUGUUGCAGCACAAAAGCAUGAUGACCAGCUUAUUCACAGUGUGAAUUUAGAAAUGGAUAAGUACGACAUGUUAUUUACUUACUUUGCAGAAGUUCAUAACAUUUACAAUUCGGCAAAAUAUCUGUCAUGUGAGGAAAUACUGGCUUUAGAAAUUUCAAUUAAUAAAUUCAUGAUGCAUCUGCGAACUAACUGGCCAAAAGUUAAUAUUUCACCAAAACUGCAUAUGCUUGAAGAUCAUGUCACUGAGUUCAUAGCAAAAUGGAAUGUUGGAUUUGGGUUUUAUGGCGAACAAGGUGGAGAAAGCUUGCAUCAUGAAAUCAACAGGAUGUCGAGCAGGUACAGCUGCAUCAAAAACCCAGUCGAGCGGUUACGAAAUACAUUAAAGCAACAUUUUGUUAAUGUAAAUCCUGAAUCGAGCCAAUUAAAACCAAAAAUUAAAAAAAGAAAAAUUGCACGUGAAGAAUAACUUUUAGACUUACAGCUUAGAUAGCUAGUUAUAUCUUUAACUGCAUAUUAGCAUUACUUUGCAAGCUCCUUUAGUCUUUGCAUUAUUUCAAAGGUGGAUCAGCUGGUCUAGAAAGAAAAAGAAUUGAACAGUUAAUUAGCUUACUACAUGCAUAGUUCAUUUUUAUUUGACUUUUUGUCGAGCUUACGUUAGUAGUGUAUGAGACGCAGAAACCUUAUUUAGAGUUACAGAAUUGUUUAUAUAGAAUGUUGUUUAGUGUUGUUAUUCUGUGAAAUAUUAGCUUAGUAAACUACAACAGUUUUAAUGCCUACAAUAAAUCAUACAGUAGAUUAUGUCAAAGAGGGAGUUAAAAUUUUCAGGUUUUACACUAACUUUUAUUGCCAGAAUUCAGCGCUCUAGCAUUCUUUCAGAAGUACUGAUACAGUUUUUUCGUUUUUCUUACCUUGUAGAUGAGCCUUUCAGCUUUCCAAAAAUAUAUAAUACACCAGCCACAUAACUUCGCAACGUCCACAAAACCAAAAAUUAGUUGGAACAAGUUGCCAUGUUAAUUUUAACAAAAAAAAGUAUGCCUUCAAAACUGCCACAGUAUUACUCCAACAGCAUGCUUGUCGCAAAGGUAAAAGAAAGAUUUAGCUUCCAGCGUGUUGAAAUGCUUUAAAAAACUAAAUUAAAUCCACUGAAAUAGAUUCUAUCAUGCAAAAGCGAUUUCAAAAAGUUAGUUACUUAUUUAUCAUGAUUGUUUUUAUUUGCGCCCGCCAUCUUGCGCCUCAACGUGGCCGUAAUUAUUGACGCAUGCGCAGUCUUAGUUUCCGCUCUGAAACAGCCGUGUUUAAUGAAGGGCCCGUCUAAAAAUUGUCAAAAAAAGAUGUGGGGGUGAGAAUUAUGCACUUUUUUGUCUUUUGUCGCAAUCGUCUUUUAAAAAUUUAAACAACGGUAACGAAUUAAAAAGCCCCUGAAGUUUAAAAUAAUCCAGAUAUCGUAAUUGACCAGAUAAACACUGGUCAUGCCAACCUCGUCUCCAGGACUAUUUUUGUUUAACAGGUAGGGUUCCACUUUAUAGUUAAAGGUGCUGGGGUAGAGCCUUGGUUAAUCUCUGAGGAAUGUCGCUUUAUUUUUACAAUCACUAUGGGAUACAGCUAAAGUUGACUAAAAAAUCAGAUGUGUUUUGUAAAAACACAAUGUUAUUAACGGUACAAAACUGAUCCUUUCGUCUCUCUCCAGGGUUUGUUGCCUAUGUCAAGCCGCUAGCGCUGUCAAAAAAGCAAAAGGCCCUUGUGACGAGGUUGUUGCUAAACCUACUUUUUAAGUUUAGUAUAAACGUAGGCAUUUAGGAGAUUGUGUAACCCAAGUGUGACUAGCUCCAUCCCAUAUCAGAAAAGAUACAAAACACCCUUGGAGCGAGGUUGAACUUUUAGCGUAAUCCAAGAAAUUAAACCUUUAAUAAAAAGGCAUUUAUAAAAAAAAAAAACAGAAUCAGGAGUUCUCAGAAACUGCACACACUUGAGAAGAAUUUAUACAGGUGUGGUAACAAGUAUAAGAAUAAGAAGAGGUGACACAUUUUACCAGUUCUUAAAUAAUCGCGUUAUUCUAUUUCCCUGGCCAGACAAAAAGCGCAGUGCCGUUGAGAAGCAAAUAGUCCUGGGGACAAGUUACGGGCGAAUUAAUCCGUAAAGCAAACGUGUUGAAAGGUCUAAAUAGCGAAUUUGAACGCUGUUAGCCUCCUAACCUACGCAACUGCAAUGGCUGCGCCGGAUUUCGUAAGUUUAUACUUUUUACGAAGUUCGUGAAAAAGUGAACAAGGGUUGUUGUCUAGAGUUGCUGCAGAACCGGUAGUCUCUUUACACAAUAGUUUAUAUUGAACAGUUUAGUUCUAGUUUUUGCCUUUGUUGUAAUAUUAUUUUUUUAAUUUAAUCUGAUAAAUUUUUGUCCGUGUGCCUUUUGAGAAGCCUGUUAAAUUGUUUUAUUUCUUGGUAUGGUCUUAAUCCUCUCUGGACGUCAAAGCUUGCUGAAUCUGACUAUAAUAUUAAAAUAAGUUAAACAUGAUCUCUACAAGGAAAGUGAAAGUAUGCGUCUGAUUUAUGUCUUAAUUUUUACCGACGAAUUGAUUUAAUUUAUAGUAUUUUGUAAAAAGGUUAAGGUUAUCUAUUUAACCAUAUAUUUGAUUGAAACAUUGUUUCAUUUCUGAGGGAAAGGGUUUUCAAUUCUUGCAAAUACUUUGUUUACUGACUUGAAGAAGAGUAAAAAAAUCAGUUUAAAAGUCGAUCGAGCGAAUAUAAAUUUUUAAAUGCUGAUAACUUUUUUUAUUGUAAAAAGAAACAUGCAGCUGCGGCUCCUUCGAAGGGAAAGGUUAGGUUGCAACAAGCGAGCACAAACAAGAAUCAUGAUGAUGGAAAUUUUAUUACCAUAAUACAUGUUUGACAAUACAUACCUUGGUAGUGCCUAAAUUUAAAAACUAAACUAAAAUAAUACAUCGAAACCGGGGUUAAAAAUAAAUAAUUGUAAUUAUAAUAACUAUAAUAAUAAUAAUAAAAACAACAACAAA
Messenger RNA from Hydractinia symbiolongicarpus, 3840 nucleotides. RefSeq lists its product as uncharacterized. The coding region runs from base 9 to 1298 and encodes 429 amino acids. The record is from RefSeq and is a predicted model, not a curated record. Lineage: Eukaryota; Metazoa; Cnidaria; Hydrozoa; Anthoathecata; Hydractiniidae. The transcript has 7 exons.